AAGGGAGCACACCCUGGCUGAGUACAAGCCCGUCUCCUCCUCCACCUAGGCGCACCACACCGUGUCCGGCCACCCUCAGCUCACAAAAGACAUCGACUACAAGACCAACCCACAAGUCAAGCCGCCCUAUUCCUACGCCACCCUCAUCUGCAUGGCGAUGGAAGCCAGCAAGGAGCCCAAAAUCACCCUCUCUGCCAUUUACAAGUGGAUUAAUGACAACUCCUGCUACUUCCGACAUGCCAACGCCACCUGGCAGAAGUCUAUCCGGUGCAACCUCUCCUUCAACAAGUGCUUCAUCAAGGUGCCCCAGGAGAAAGGCGAGCCAGGGAGAGGUGGGUUUUGGAAGCUUGACCCCCAAUAUGCCGACCGGCUCCAGAAUGGCGCCUUCAAAAAGCGAAGGAGGCCCCCAGUGCAAAUUCCCCCGGCCUUCAGCAAACAAGCACAGCAAGAAGCCAGCCCGGCCACUUCAGCUUGCACCUCCAGUAACAUCCUCACCAUCAACGCGGAGUCGCAGCAGCUACUGAAAGAAUUUGAAGAAUUCACCGGAGAGCAGAACUGGGAACCAGCGGAUGGCAAAGCAGGGCAGAAGCGCAAGGAGCCCUCACCCAAGCGACCGGCCAAGGUGUCUCGGCUUUCCAGCUCAGCCUUGCUGACCCAGGAGGAGCUAACCGAGCUGGGAUGGCUGAAAGGCGACUUUAACUGGGAAGCCAUCCUUGACACCAACCUCAGCGGAGACUUCUCCACUUUUGGGGAUCUGGAGCUCACACCUCCGAUCAACCCUGCAACAAGCGACCUGGAUGUGAUGGUCCACGGUCACCACAUAGAAUGUCCCCGGAGGCAGAAGCAGGUCCUCACCGAAUCCAACCCGAACAACCUGGACUAUGACGAAACCUUCCUGGCCACUUCUUUUCUGCAGCAUCUCUGGGACGAAGAAAAG
Apaloderma vittatum (bar-tailed trogon) is the source of this 937-nucleotide messenger RNA. RefSeq names its product forkhead box J1 (gene FOXJ1). The record is from RefSeq and is a predicted model, not a curated record. Gene Ontology annotation, biological process: regulation of DNA-templated transcription. Lineage: Eukaryota; Metazoa; Chordata; Aves; Trogoniformes; Trogonidae. Gene Ontology annotation, molecular function: DNA-binding transcription factor activity; sequence-specific DNA binding.